UGUUAUGAAAGAUUCUAACUUUUAAGUGUAUUAGCUGCGGUUGUGUUUGGGUUUCCCCUGUCUUCGCAUUAUCUCUCUCUCUCCCCACCUCCUUCUCUUUGUGGAAUGAACAGUAUCCAGAAACCCUUAUUUGAUAGAUUGUGAUGAACAGUUAUCGAUAAAUUGGUCAGGGAAGGAGGUGGGAUAGGGAUGUUCUGCUUGCGGUAGACAUUUGGCUAAACAAUCUUGCCUGAAGAUGAAGCCACUGCCAUCAACCUCCUCCAAGACGCCUGUCAAAUUUAGAAUGCCGACGUCUGAGAACUUGGUACCAAUUCGUCUGGAUAUUGAAGUUGGCGGGCAGCGCUUCAAAGAUGCAUUCACCUGGAAUAUAUCUGAUCCAGAUUCUGAAGUAAGUGUUUUCGCUAAACGAACACAGAAAGAUUUGAAGCUUCCUCUUGCGUUUGCUACGCAGAUUGCCCAGUCUAUUCAGACGCAACAGACAGAGUUUCGAUCAUAUAAAGGCCAAGAAAUGCUUACUGGGGAGAAAAUUGUCCCAAUCAAGCUAGAUCUUCGAGUGAAUCGAACACUUAUCAAGGAUCAAUUUUUGUGGGACUUGAACAACUUUGAUAGUGACCCUGAAGAAUUCUCUAAGACCUUUUGCAAUGAUUUGGGCAUUGAAGACCCUGAAGUGGGGCCUGCGGUCGCCUUUGCAAUCAGAGAACAACUUUACGAGAUUGCUAUUCAAAGUGUAGCAACAGCAAGGGAAAGUCGAAAUGCCAAAAAGGGUCGUCGUGGCGAAUAUUCUUCCAUUUCCAGUAGGUCAACUGGUGCUGCACUGGACUUGAUGAAGUUAUUCAGCAACAGAUAUAGCGGUGUCCGGAAGAGGAAGGAAUGGGACGUGUUCGAGCCAAUGGUGGAUAUGCUAUCAAAUGAGGAAGUAGCUGCCCUUGAAUCAAUGGUAGAGAGGAAACCCCGUUGAAUCGGUUAUGGUUGCAGAUUGCAUGCCUUGGGCUUGAUGGAAUCUAGUAUAUGUCCUACUACAGUGCAAGUCCAUGCAGUGAUGCCUAGCUAGAUGAGGAUAUAUUUGUCAAAUGACUUGGCUUUGGAGGUUCAUGGUUCUUUAGUUGGGUUAAAAACUUAGAAUGGGUGUCGGCUCUUUGGUAGUAGUUGGGAUUUGAUGCAAGUGUUCAAUAUUUGAUGCAGGUGGGAGCUUUUUUCGUCAUUUGCUAGGUUUAAAGCUGCUGGGUAAAGUGAAGGUUUUCAGGUCGAGAAAUGGCGGGACCUCGAAGAAGCUUGAACCCCCUACAUGCUUAGCUCCUCGACCGAUCCAUCCAAUGUCUGGCGAUCAAACUGGGAAAGGUGUGACGAAGAGAGCCAUAAGCAUGUCCUUGGUGCUGGUGUCGGAAUUCGUGUAACCGUCGAACUCCUUGUAAAGAGUCUCCAUCACAUUCGCAAGGCCGACAAGUAUCUGCAGAACGUCAUGGUUAGGUACUACUGCAGCAGCAGCAGCAGCAACAUCAUCACGACCUGUUGGCGGAUUGAGCAGUCGCAGUAUCUCUCCGUUCAUGAUCUUCCAGUCAUCCUCUGCAAUUCCCCUUACAGCAGCCAUCGCCUCUUCUUUCCCCACGCCGUGUUCCUUCAUGUAACACUGUAUCGACGAUGCAGCAUGCCCCCUUUUCUGCUCGAACUGAGUUACAAACAUAUAUAAAAAAAAACUAACACUAACCAAUAAAAAACUAACCGAAUUUCGGGCGCACUGCAUACGCUGCGUGACGUAGCGAUUACCUCGUGGGAGACCAUGUCGUCUCGGAGACGACAGUGGUCCGACGAAACUACCAACAUUCUGGGCAAGCUGAACAGCCAAUCGAAGUCUUCCUUUGGCGCCGACUGCCGGCCGAGACCGCACAUGGUGGCGUACGCUAUCCACUGGUAGAUGGUGCUGAGUGAAGAAACCUGCCUGUAUUCCUCUAAGCUCGGCACAUGAUCUUGGUAGAACCAUCGUGCUUCUUCCAUGUACAUCCUUGUCACAAACUUCAGCUGCAUACACACAGUCACAUACAUCAAUAAGGGCUCGUUUAAUUUGGCAUGCAUAAAAAUGGAACUUGGUCAUAGAUAGAUUUAUAUUUACCGCCUGUUUUCCAAACUCCAAACAGUAGGGCAUUCCAUCCCUUGAUGUCACCGUGUCGAUUUCCUCGUACACCCCGAUGAUAGCAUCAAAUAGGGUUUUCAUGCAGUUGUUCAGAUCUUUCACGUUUGGAUCCCACCUGUUCGAUCUCGAAAUUAAAAGAAAGAAG
Messenger RNA from Linum tenue, 2273 nucleotides. The record is from the annotation of a GenBank genome assembly. NCBI's taxonomy places the organism in Eukaryota, Viridiplantae, Streptophyta, Magnoliopsida, Malpighiales, Linaceae.